Haliotis rufescens (red abalone) is the source of this 495-nucleotide messenger RNA. RefSeq lists its product as uncharacterized. The coding region runs from base 1 to 495 and encodes 164 amino acids. The transcript has a single exon. The record is from RefSeq and is a predicted model, not a curated record. NCBI's taxonomy places the organism in Eukaryota, Metazoa, Mollusca, Gastropoda, Lepetellida, Haliotidae.
AUGGGGAACACAGACAUGGGGAGUACAGACAUUGGGAGUACAGACAUGAGGAACACCGACAUGGGGAGUACAAACAUAGGGAACACCGACAUGGGGUGUACAGACAUGGGUAACAUCGACAUUGGGAGUACAUACAUGGAAACACAGACAUGGGGAGUACAGAUAUGGGGACACCGACAUGGGGAACAUCGGCAUGGGGAGUACAGAUAUGGGAACACUGACAUUGGGAGUACAGACAUGGGGAACUAUGACAUGAGGAACUCCGACAUGGGGAAUACAGACAUGGGGAACACAGACAUGGGGUGUACAGACAUGGGGAACAUCGACAUGGGGAGUACAGACAUGGGGAACACUGACAUUCGGAGUACAGACAUGGGGAACACAGACAUGGGGAGUACAGACAUGGGGAACUAUGACAUGAGGAACACCGACAUGGGGAGUACAUAUAUGCGGAACACCGACAUUGGGAGAACAGACAUGGGAACACUGACAUAG